AUGAUCCCAAUAAGAGCAGCAUGUGGUUUGAGUGCUGACCUACUUGUUGUGGACAACGUUUUAUCAACAAUUAUCAUACUCUUCACGUCUAUACAUUACUUGUAUUAUUGUAGGGCAAUUAAAUUCGUGGGACCAUUCGUGCUCAUGGUAUAUACAAUUAUUGCAACAGAUAUUCGACGUUUCCUCAUGAUUUAUGGCAUUUUCCUAAUUGGAUUCUCACAAGCAUUCUACUUAGUAUUUUUGAGCUGCGAACGGGCCGAAAAUACGCAACAUUCCAGUACUACAGAUCAAGAUCGAUUCCAGAACGUGAUACAGAAUCCAUUGGAGGCAUUUAUUCGGACCUUCAUUCUAACCAUUGGAGAAUUCACCGUACUGUAUAGGAAUCUGGCUAUGUGUCCAGCAAAAAUUAUGAUAUGGAUAGGGAAGAAAGAAUUCCCAGCUAAAAUCGCUUACAAGUGUUCGUUUGUGCUCAUAUUGCUUAUGAUCCCAAUAAGAGCAGCAUGUGGUUUGAGUGCUGACCUACUUGUUGUGGACAACGUUUUAUCAACAAUUAUCAUACUCUUCACGUCUAUACAUUACUUGUAUUAUUGUAGGGCAAUUAAAUUCGUGGGACCAUUCGUGCUCAUGGUAUAUACAAUUAUUGCAACAGAUAUUCGACGUUUCCUCAUGAUUUAUGGCAUUUUCCUAAUAGGAUUCUCACAAGCAUUCUACUUAGUAUUUUUGAGCUGCGAACGGGCCGAAAAUACGCAACAUUCCAGUACUACAGAUCAAGAUCGAUUCCAGAACGUGAUACAGAAUCCAUUGGAGGCAUUUAUUCGGACCUUCAUUCUAACCAUUGGAGAAUUCACCGUACUGUAUAGGAAUCUGGCUAUGCAAUUUUCCUUGAUCUUCGAGCUCGGCGUAUCAAUUUUACAGUUUAAUCUCCUUAUUGCUAUGAUGACUAGAACCUACGAAACUAUUUAUCGUACGAGAAAGGAGUACAAGCGACAGUGGGCUCAGGUCAUUUUAAUGCUGGAACUUUCACUGGCUCCUAAAGACCGUUUGAUGUAUCUCCUUGAAUAUUCGCGUCCAACUGGUACAAAUAAGAAGGUCCGGAGUUUUGUGGUCAACAAGUUCUCUAACGAGAAUAAAUCAUCGGAGGAGGUGGCACAAGCUAAAGAAGAGAAAGCGAGGAAGGUAAUCGAAGAGCGGAAGGUGUUGCUGAAACGACGAUUGAAGGAUAUGGAGAUUCGCGAAGGAGUUCGUCCCAUAACAGGAUAUGGAAGAUCUCCACGACCGUCUACGGUUAUGAAACUGAAGGACAAUUAG
Messenger RNA from Cooperia oncophora, 1308 nucleotides. The record is from the annotation of a GenBank genome assembly. Lineage: Eukaryota; Metazoa; Nematoda; Chromadorea; Rhabditida; Trichostrongylidae.